Molecule: messenger RNA, 372 nt
Organism: Prorocentrum cordatum
Lineage: Eukaryota; Dinophyceae; Prorocentrales; Prorocentraceae
Source: the annotation of a GenBank genome assembly
AUGGAGGAUAAGAACGCUGCUGAGGGCAAGCAGGCCCGUCUCCCCGCGGUCUUCGAGGACGUGGCAGAAACAGCUGGGUUUCUGGACGGUGGUGCUGCGUGCGCUGAGGCGCAGCCGCCGCCAACACAGGUCGUCGAGCAGGAAGGGACGGUGGAGGUCGUCGACGAGCAUUCGGACCGUGAGACCGACGUGUGUGUUCGACGUGAACACCGACGACAUGGACACAAACUGGCCGCAAGAGCUUUGGGGCCAUGGUACGGAGACGGUGGUUUCGGCUCCCUCGAUGCGUGGCGCUCCUGCGGCGGCCGUCGAGGCGGAAUUGGAGAUCUCGCAGGAGUUUCCCAAGAGGGGCCAAUUCAGUUCCUGCGCUGA